ACCAAGGAAGCAUUAGAUAAUUAACAUAAUUGAAAUUUGAGUACUGCUAUGCUAUUGGGUUAUCUCAAACUUACCACUUAGAUGACCCUCUUGACGUGAUACAAAAGGGUGUUCAAAAACCAAAAAGAGGAAGACUGAAAUAUUAAGUUUCCUCUAUCACUUUGGUCUGUUUUAUUUUAUUUUUUCAAUAAUCCAUGUGGUAUCAUGGUACCACGUCAAGAGGAUCAUUUGAGUAAUAAGUUUAACAUGAUCAAAUAACAUUAUUAUUGAAUAUUGAUGGGCCUCUAUUUAAUAAGAUCGCUUUUAACAAGCUUGAAGGACAAAGUUGAGGUGCUUACCUGAGUUAGGGUCGGCUUAAAUAAGGCCCAAUUGACAUCACGAAAACAGAUCUAACAUAUGGGAUCAAAGCCCAUUUUCCCCACACUUACUUCUAGCAUCCUCGGUCACACUGCUCCCGACUCCGGUAGAGAACACAUCGCAGCUCAGAGUCAAAGUAACAAACAGAUGGUGUUCAUGUGGUCGUACCCACCCACGCCCAAGCAGCUAGCCGUGAGCGUCUGCUUCUUCGUAGCCGGCGCCUCGCUCUUUGCCGCUGGAGUCCACCUCUCCUUCGCCAACAUAGGACCUCAACAAGCCCGUGCUAAAGCCCGUAGCAAGUUCAUCAAAGACCGCCUCAGGAAGCUAGUCGACGACGACUAGCAUAUUUGAAAACCAAUCGCUUGGUAAAUAAUAAUUGUAUACUACAAUCAUUGUAACUCAAAAGCUUCGUACUCUUUUCUUUAUGUUUUGCUAUUACAAUGAUCUGGGCCUCAA
Molecule: messenger RNA, 813 nt
Organism: Juglans microcarpa x Juglans regia
Lineage: Eukaryota; Viridiplantae; Streptophyta; Magnoliopsida; Fagales; Juglandaceae
Exons: 1
Coding region: 397-699 (100 amino acids)
Source: RefSeq, a predicted model, not a curated record